Messenger RNA from Rhagoletis zephyria (snowberry fruit fly), 846 nucleotides. RefSeq lists its product as uncharacterized. The record is from RefSeq and is a predicted model, not a curated record. Lineage: Eukaryota; Metazoa; Arthropoda; Insecta; Diptera; Tephritidae.
AUGGCUGGACUACAAAAGAAUAAAGCAUAUGAGGAGUUGGACUUUGAAUUGGUAAAAGUUAAUAAUAAAACUGCAGCAUUUUGCACUAUUUGCAAAAAAAUAAAUGUUUGCAAAGUAAAGAAACCCGAAACAAGAGAUGCAGAUACAACGCCAAUUGUCUCUUUGUUAGAAGAUGAUGCUUUGGACACAGAAACACAAGCAUUGAAUGUCAGCGUGGAAAGUAAUUCGAUUGCAACCACGAAUAAAGCACAAGAUGCCAUAUAUCUAUGUAAUAACGUUAAAACGUGCAGCUCAGAUUCUUUGGCUUCUACAAGACCAAAUUCAACAAUAUCAGAUGUUUUGGAGAAAGGUGAGGAAAUCGAGAUCGACUUAUUAGAAGCUAUCGCCACUGAAGAACGUGCUGAAGAGUAUCCAGAGUGUUCAGAAAUUCUUGUCGUUGAAAAAGUAGACUUGUCUACAUUGCGAUGGAGGAAAAAACCAUUUGGUGUAAAAGACGUACCAUUCAAAAAGCCUGUAGAAGAUGUUCAAAUGGUGAAUAGACCAAUAGAGUAUUUCAGAUCGUUUUUUGAUGAUGCAGUUAUUGAGCUGAUUGUAAAAGAGACUAACUUAUAUGCACUUCAAGAGUCUGAGUCUGAACUUAAAUGCACUAAAGAGGAAAUUUGUCGAUACUUUGGCGUUUUGUUAUAUUUGGGUGUGAUUCAGCUUCCGAAUUUCAAAAUGGCAUGGACCCAAGAGCUAAAGUUGACUGCAGUAACCGAUUCGAUGCCAUGCAACAAAUUUGAAGAAAAUAAAGUAGUUCCUCCAUUUCUCGGACAAAUCGGAGCAAAUAAAACAAGGUUAUUCUAA